GGUUGACGAGUGUAGGCGCAAUUCUGAAAUAAAAGGAGCAAGAAUUAGCUAACUACGUUGGUCAGCUUUUAGUACGUAUGUUAUAAGAUGACCCUAGUUAGAUCCUUGGAUUCGCUUUUUCCAUUGGUUAAUUUUGAGGCUUCAAAUAUUGCUUCCUGGUACAACGAUAUUCUACAUAUAAACAUCUCGACAGUAGAGCAAUGGAAGGAGUUGAAGAUGAGAUCUUAUAUGGGUGUUGCUGCAACAUCUGUAGAUUCCCCUUAUCUCAUCCAUUUGUGCUACAAACCCCCAAGUGGACCUAUUAAAGCUAAGUUAUCACUAGUUGGAAAAGGAUCAACUCUUGACAGAGAACAAGUUGUGGUGGGAGACAUGAGGGUUAUCAUCAUUCAAGCUAUGCUGCAGUAUAUGCUUAUAGAAAAAAUAGCUCUGUAAUUGAUUUAUAAAAUGCUUAUAACAAAUCAGCAAACUUUAGGAUAAUAAGACAAUAUUUGAUAUUAAGAAA
Molecule: messenger RNA, 502 nt
Organism: Gossypium arboreum
Lineage: Eukaryota; Viridiplantae; Streptophyta; Magnoliopsida; Malvales; Malvaceae
Product: putative leucine aminopeptidase 1
Exons: 3
Coding region: 88-432 (114 amino acids)
Biological process (GO): proteolysis
Cellular component (GO): cytoplasm
Molecular function (GO): manganese ion binding; metalloaminopeptidase activity
Source: RefSeq, a predicted model, not a curated record